AGUUCAGUCUGCACUGCCAGCCCCGACCUAGGUUUUCUUUUGUGUUUUGCUUGCAACCCCCACCCACGAAAGAAAAUUUUCACUGUCACUCUUCUUUCUGGUCGCUUCCGCAGCAGCUUUGUCCCCGGAGAACAACAGGAGAUCCAGUGGGCUUUACGUACAGCCAACGACGGUAGCCAGCAACGGCCUGAAAAUUGUGAAGAUACGCAAAAGCAAGAAAAUGAGCUACAAUGAGAAACCCGAAGCCAUCAGCAAGGAGGAAUGGCUCCAGCGCCUGGAGCAGUUCCCCUUCAAGCAGGCGGACAUGAAUCGCCUGAUUAUGAACUACUUGGUCACUGAGGGCUUCAAGGAGGCUGCCGAAAAGUUCCAGCACGAAGCCGACCUCGAGCCGAGCGUGGAGCUGAACAGCCUCGACGACCGCAUCCUCAUUCGUGAGGCGGUGCAGGCGGGCCGGGUCGAGGAGGCCACCCACCUGGUGAAUCAGUUGCACCCCGAGCUGCUAGGCGGCGACCGCUACUUGUUCUUUCACUUGCAGCAGCUGCAGCUAAUCGAGCUGAUUCGCGCCGGCAAGGUGGAGGAGGCCCUGGCCUUCGCCCAGAGCAAGCUUUCGGAGUCCGGCGAGGAGGCCAUGUUCGAGCUGGAGCGCACCCUGGCCCUGCUGGCCUUCGAGAAGCCCCAGGAGAGUCCCUUCGCCGACCUCCUCGAGCAGUCCUAUCGGCAGAAGAUCGCCAGCGAGCUCAAUUCGGCUAUCUUGCGGUGUGAGCACAGCGAGGACUCCACGCCAAAGAUGAUGUUCCUCUUGAAGGUCAUCCUCUGGGCCCAGUCCAAGCUCGACAGCCGCUCCAUCAGCUACCCUAAGAUGAAGAACCUCGAGACGGCGCACCUCGAUCCCAAGGAGCAGUAGUAGUCUCUUCGUUGCCGCCGCCGCCGCCGCGCAGUUAAUACACACUUCUAUUGUAUCUUUUUUUUAAAUAUGUAUGUAUGUAUGCAGUAUAGGAUUUACGCAGUGUUUAAGAAGUAAAUAAGUUAAAGGAACGGGCCGUCUCCUGGCCACAAAAAAA
Molecule: messenger RNA, 1061 nt
Organism: Drosophila miranda
Lineage: Eukaryota; Metazoa; Arthropoda; Insecta; Diptera; Drosophilidae
Gene: Hou
Product: glucose-induced degradation protein 8-B homolog
Exons: 2
Coding region: 221-904 (227 amino acids)
Cellular component (GO): cytoplasm; nucleus
Molecular function (GO): protein binding
Source: RefSeq, a predicted model, not a curated record